Messenger RNA from Aplysia californica (California sea hare), 719 nucleotides. Its product is annotated as soluble guanylate cyclase 89Db-like. Lineage: Eukaryota; Metazoa; Mollusca; Gastropoda; Aplysiida; Aplysiidae. The transcript has 3 exons. Gene Ontology annotation, molecular function: peptide receptor activity; guanylate cyclase activity. Gene Ontology annotation, biological process: receptor guanylyl cyclase signaling pathway; cGMP biosynthetic process; intracellular signal transduction. The record is from RefSeq and is a predicted model, not a curated record. The coding region runs from base 24 to 272 and encodes 82 amino acids.
UGGCGGGCGUGGUUGGUCAUAAGAUGCCCAGGUACUGUCUCUUCGGCGACACGGUCAACGUGGCUUCUCGGAUGGAGUCUACCAGUCUACCUCUGAUGAUUCAAAUGACAGAAGCGACAAAGAAUGAGCUCGACAGACGCGGUGGUUACGUCAUAUCCGAGCGAGGGAAGGUUGAAAUCAAAGGCAAAGGAAAGAUGACGACAUACUGGCUUCUCAGCAGAAGCGUUGGAGAUACUGACGUCACCGAAAAUUUUGAGGAACCAGACGCGUGACAUCACAAGAGAGUGUCCCCUGCGAUCGUAAUAAUUCCACAAUAUUUGAGCAAUAUUUCUCUACGUUCAGAUGGAGGCUUGCAAAGAUUCAUUUCGUGCACACCACCCGCAAUUUCGUCUUUUAUGAUAAUACAGAUAACUAUAUUUCUGUGCGAAUGGCAUUAGGCUUAGCAGGAAAUUAUGGUGUUUGUCAGAAAGACAAUGAAGGCCCAUGGUAGGUCAUUUUGGAGGUGGUUUACUUCAACUUCAUCUGUCAGGACUAACCAGGCCUGAGCGGGAUAUAACGUUCCAGUAGACAGAAUCAAUACUCCUAUGUUUGAAGGUGGAAUCGGAGAAAUGUUAAUGUACCGUGGGCCGUCCUGAGAAAAUUCCUCUGAAACAAAGGUCUGGUUACAUUCUCCGGUAUCUAGAUAACUCUUUCUUUCAAAUUAAUGAUUUAAUAGAAGA